This is a messenger RNA of Patiria miniata (bat star), 2741 nucleotides long. RefSeq names its product protein phosphatase methylesterase 1-like (gene ppme1). Gene Ontology annotation, biological process: protein demethylation. NCBI's taxonomy places the organism in Eukaryota, Metazoa, Echinodermata, Asteroidea, Valvatida, Asterinidae. Gene Ontology annotation, molecular function: protein methylesterase activity. The coding region runs from base 134 to 1294 and encodes 386 amino acids. The transcript is spliced from 14 exons. The record is from RefSeq and is a predicted model, not a curated record.
UUGGUAGAGGGCGCUGUGUUCAGUUUGUUAUUGUUUGAGGUGAACCAUCGUAAAACCAAAACUAGGUCCAGAAAAGCGUACGUUUUCGCUAAAUACCAUCAUAGUCAUCAGGAUCAUACGUCCGUCCAGUGUGAUGUCCGAACUACAGAGAAAAGCUCAGAAGAGAGGGAUUUCUAGUAUGCUCCCUCCUAUGCCACCCAAGGGGACUUCCUCGGGCUCCAGAGGUUUAUCGCUGGGACAGCCGAGGAAACGGGACUUCUCACAACUCCCAUGGAGCGACUACUUCCACACAAGUCAAGACGUGGAAGUUGACAAAGACAAUGUCUUCCGAGUGUAUAAGCGAGGCACAGAGGGUCCUGUGGUAUUGUUCCUGCAUGGUGGAGGACUGUCAUCUCUCUCCUGGGCCGUGCUCUCAUCUCUGGUCACAAAGUCUGUCAGGUGCCAGUGUCUUGCGAUGGACUUCAGGGGACACGGUGACACGAUGACAGCCAAUGAAGAAGACCUUUCUGUAGACACAUUAGCAAGGGAUAUUGGUAACGUCAUUACAGCCCUGUACGGUGACGAGACCAUUCCACCAAUCAUCAUGGUCGGUCACAGUAUGGGCGGGGCUAUAGCCAUCCACGCAGCAAUCAAGUAUCUGGUGCCGUCUUUAGCAGGGCUCAUCGUCAUCGAUGUCGUCGAAGGUACUGCAAUGGAAGCUCUUCAGGGCAUGCAGGGUUUUCUACGGGGAAGGCCGAAACAGUUCAAAUCCUUAGAAUAUGCCAUCGAAUGGGCAGUCAAAAGCGGCCAAAUAAAGAAUCUAGAGUCAGCCAGAGUCUCAAUGGUUGGACAACUGAAAAGAUGCAGCGCAGAACACCAGGAAGCAUCUGACCAGGUGCCCUGCUUCUCAUCAAGUGAAGCAAUUGCAGAAGAAGACGAGGAACAAGACAAGCCUAAAGAGGACAGCUCAGCCCAACAGAGUGCGUCAGUCUCCAGUUCAGUACCCUACACAUGGAGGGUGGAUCUAUCCAAAUCUGAAGCUUACUGGAAAGGGUGGUUUGAAGGCAUGUCCAACCUAUUCCUGUCAUGCACUGUCCCUAAGAUGCUGAUCAUAGCGGGUGUGAACAGACUAGAUCGGGAGUUAACCGUGGGUCAAAUGCAGGGCAAAUUCUGGAUGCAUGUACUACCACAAUGCGGUCACUGCGUACAUGAAGACCAACCACAAAAGGUAGCGGAUGCUUUAGCAUCUUUUUUGGUGAGGCACAAACUUUCUGAGUCGCUGGACGACUUUGAUCGGCCUUCUCCUGCGUGCUGAUGAAACGACUUGGAACAACCAGACAGUAGCAGAGGUGUUUGAACUCUGAUGGACACUUGAUUGACCACCGGACAGCAGUGGAGGAGUUUCAACUCUAUGGAUAUUUUGAACAAUUGCCUGAGUUAUUGAUUGCCAAGUGUGGAGACCUGUAAAAGAUGAAGUUUUUGUGCACUUGUAGAAACCAUCCAUGUGGUGAUGUCUCGCAAUGGACCCUUCCUGCCUGUCAAUCAGUGCACAUUGACCAAUUAGAUUGCAACAUUUGGUCAGGUGACCACGAUACCUUUGUCUAACUUGGUCACAAGCACUGUGAGAAAUGUGCAUGAACCAAAGAUGGGGGGGGGGGCUUAUGGUCGAAUCCAGAACAGUGGGGCAGGGCUUAUGGUCGAAACCGGAACAGUAGGGCGUAGCUUAUGGUCGAAACCGGAACAGUAGGGCGUGGCUUAUGGUCGAAUCCAGAACAGUGGGGCAGGGCUUAUGGUCGAAACCGGAACAGUAGGGCAGGGCUUAUGGUUGAAACCGGAACAGUAGGGCGUGGCUUAUGGUCGAAUCCAGAACAGUGGGGCGGGGCUUAUGGCUGAAACCGGAACAGUAGGGCGUGGCUAAUGGUUGAAUCCGGAACGGUCUAUCGUAAAGGCUUUUACAUAGUGUGGUAUAGUACAUUAACAAGUCAAGGUGUCUGAAGACUUAAGUCUAAGAGAUUGUCUACUGAAGGAUUGGGGCGGUGUUACCAGGUACACUGGUACAUGUUCUGAGACUCCCAAGAAGUAAUUAUACUGCCGUGUGUUUUAAAAGAUUCCUCUUGUUCUUUAUUCUUUUACAUUUCUCAAAAUUGAAAUUUUACUUCAGAGGCAAAUUGGCAAAACUGAAACUCAUUUUUUUCUUCCGCACCUGACUCUUGUUCACUUGAGACAACAUCCUUGGCGGGAAAUUGUCGCUUUACUCUCUUGCUGGGCAAUAUAUCUAUCUCAAUAAAGGAAUAUAAUCUAUAAAUCUGUUAUGUUUGAAACAUGGCUGGAAAUUUUGUUUUCAACUAACUACUUUAAAUGAUACUUUAGCUCGAAAUUCAAAAUUUUCAUUUGGAAUUAAUAUCUGGAUGUUUUACUACGUUUGUGAAUUAAAUAAUAAAAUAUAUCUCUGAAUUUUAUAAUUGUCAAGGUCAAUUACCUUUACCCAACACAUUUCAGUGCUUAAGUGAUCACAAUUAUAAAAAUCACACCAUGAAAGCAAGAAGACAACGAGGUUCUGCAAAAAAUCCUGAAUUAAUUUUUAUGUCGUUCAAUUUUUUCUUCAAUGAGUGGUUUGAAGGUUAAGUAAAUUGUUUUUACUUAGGUUUUUGGAAUUUUAUUAGAAUAUAUUAUACACGGCUACUUAGCUAAAGAAAAGCAAAUUAUUUAAGUUUCUUUUAUUGUUGAUUUUUAUGUUUUGAUCACUACAAAAUUCUCAACAA